Strongylocentrotus purpuratus (purple sea urchin) is the source of this 4707-nucleotide messenger RNA. Its product is annotated as transient receptor potential cation channel subfamily A member 1 homolog. Gene Ontology annotation, cellular component: membrane. The record is from RefSeq and is a predicted model, not a curated record. The coding region runs from base 1 to 3702 and encodes 1233 amino acids. Lineage: Eukaryota; Metazoa; Echinodermata; Echinoidea; Camarodonta; Strongylocentrotidae. The transcript is spliced from 19 exons. Gene Ontology annotation, molecular function: monoatomic ion channel activity; protein binding. Gene Ontology annotation, biological process: transmembrane transport; monoatomic ion transport.
AUGAUCAGUAAAUACACAUUGGACCUUUGUUGUUUGGUGACCGAGCCAAAUUGGAACUGGGUGGCUCCCAUCCAUGAGGCAGUCAGAGUAGGCCACACAGAUCUCGUCAAGAAGUGUCUGGAUGAAGCUCUUAAGUCCGAAAAACGUGAUGAGACGGAGAAGUACAUCCUCGAUAAUGGAGUCCACGAUGACCGCGACAAUGUGCUGGAUCUUCGCGGGGAGAACGACGAUUCUCUUCUCCACAUCGCCUCUUCGAACGGACAUGUUGACGUAGUCGAGCGUCUGGUCGAAAGAGGUGCGAAGAUCGACAGUACAAACUGGGAUCUCCGAACCCCAUUGCAUCUGGCUUGUAUUGGCAACCACAGGGCCGUGGUGGAAUACUUGGUCGAAAAGAAGGCCAAUCUCGAAAAGACCGACGUCGAUGACCUCACUCCUCUCCAGGUGGCAGCCAAUGCCGAGAGUUUUGACGUCAUCAUCGCUCUUCUAGAACGCCAUUAUAAUAACAACAAAAACCAAACUCCACUGGCCAUCAAAGACAACUACGAUACCGCGACAAUCAUCAGCGAAGGUGGAAAAUCUUCGAUCGGGUACGUUGAAGGGAACGAUCUCGAUGCCAUCGCGGAAGAAGAAAAUGAAACGGCGGUCGAUGCGGAGAAUGAUUACCGAGUAGACGAACUAAACAAAAAUGAAAACGAAGGCUCGGUGGCAGAUGUCACUGACCACACCAACGACGGCGACAACAAUGAAAAUUUGGAGGAGAUCGAUGAAACCAAGUCAACGAAAGCGGACUCGGUGGGAACGAAUGUCGAGGAAAGUCUAGCUGGUGAUUUCGACGAAGAGGGUAAAGUCGAUCCCGUGAAUGAGCCUGAAGAGCCGACUAGGCCGGACAAUUUUGAUGAGAAGACCAGCCUUGCCGCUUUCAACGUCGAGCCCAUCCCUGAACCGGAAGCUCAACCGAUAAGCGAAGAGAAAGAUGAAUCCAUUGCUGAGUUCCUGGACUGGGUGGUUACUGAGAACAAAGCAAAUGUCUUGAAGCUUUUCCUGAGGUACAGAUCGAAGCUGAAUGACGUCAGUGAUGACGACAUCAAGAAGUACAUGAGCCACGCCGCAAAGAACGGUCAUACAGAGACGGUCGGAGUUUUGAUUCGCUGGAAACCAGAGUUCGUCAAUUUCUACGAUGACGACGGGAAGACACCACUCCAUCACGCCGCUGCCCACGGGCACGAUGUCGUGGUCCAAGAGCUCACCAAGGCCAACGCAUCGGUCAAUGCCACAACCAUUGACCCCGUUGGAGCCGGGUACCAUCACGAGAUGACUGCCGAAAUUGUCACAGACAAUAACGGAUCCAGCAAGAAGGCUGAUGAAAGAACAGCUCUUCACUUUGCUGCCGCCAACGGCUUUGCUAAGCCAGUUCGAUCGCUUGUCAAGGCUGGGGCUGAUAUCAACUUCCCAGACAAAAACGGGGUCACUCCGCUCCACCUAGCGUGUAUAGGUGGUCAUCUCGAUGCUGUAAAACAACUGACCGAACACGACGUCGACCUGCUGACCCGUGAUCAUCAAGGUCGAAACUGCAUGGAGUUUGCCGCUGAUUGUGGAAAUGAGAACGUGGCCUAUUUUCUGCUGAGUCAUCGUGACUGGAAACAGAUUAUGUCAUCAAGCUCAUGGGAUGAAUAUCACAAAGAUCGAUCGACUCCUAUGGAGAAACUUAUCGAGAAAAUGCCCGACGUGGCUCAAGCCGUCAUGGAUAAGUGCAUUGAAAUAUCUCCGUAUGCGGACCGCAAGGACGAAGAAUUCUGGAUUGAAUUUUACUACGAGUUCUUAGAGGAUUCCUUUUCCCUCUGGGAAAAUCACAUUGAAAAUAAAAAUAACACAAACAACAACAAUGAUAGUACAGAGGACGAAACGGCCUUGACUGAAACACAAUCCACGCCCAUCAACGAAGACGCCCCACAAGAAGAAGGAACUCAGCAAGAGAACGAAACUCAACCUAGCGAUUCGCAACAGGACGAUGAUAAUCACAUCACCGACGAAAACCACGUUGAUGAGGAGAACCAGGUUGACGAGAACGAGACCUCGUUCACCAACAAACCCGAGGACGAAGGUACGCUCAACGGCGGAUUCAAACAUGGCGAAGGCGACGUCGAAUCUCAGAAACCCGAGGCCCUCGCCAGUUACAAAGAGGUACAAGAGGAACCCGAACCGAUGUCGAAUGUGACGGCGUACGACGAUGACGGAUAUUUGAGAUCGAAGAUGAGACCGUAUUCGAGUAACUCUGCGCGGAUGGUGAAAAAUCAUCCUCUGAUCGCUAUGGUGAAAUCGGAGCGUGUCGACCUCCUGACCCAUCCCCUGGUCAUCAGCCUCCUCGACCAUAAGUGGUCUUCCCUCGGUCGCUACGUCUUUUGGCCAUCACUCAUCAUCUACUUCAUCUUCCUGGUUAUCUUGACGGGGUACGUGACCGCGGUCGCACCACGAUACUAUGCCAAGAUGGCGAACGAGACGGAGAUCGAGUGGUUCGGGGAUGGCGAGCAGCGUUGGAUCAAGGGGAUUCCGCAGGCCACUCUGGAUUUCUUUGCGGUCAACGGUCACUGGGUUAUACUGAUUCUUGCAGUUUUACAUCUUGUUUGUGAGCUAAUCCUCUUGGUGGUGCAGAGGCUGUCAUAUUUCCGGCUCCGAAAGCUUGUGGAAUGCUCCAUGUACCUCCUAUCUAUACUGUUCGUGAUACCUUUGGCUGGACAGACCGAAUAUCAACCGAGUAUCUCGCUGCGUAUGGGAUGGCAGUGGCGAUGUGGUUCAGUAGCUGUGUGUCUGGCCUGGAUCAACUUCAUCAUGUUCCUCAGACGAUUCUCUUUCCUUGGUCUCUACGUUCUCAUGUUCAUGGAUAUUCUUCGAAGCUUCCUCAAAUUCAUCUUGGUUUUGUUCUGUUUUCUCAUGGCCUUCGCCCUCGCUUUCUACAUGCUGCUUGUCAAUCAGCCGCCCUUCAACCGAAUUGAACUGUCCCUGGUAAAGACCAUGGCCAUGAUGCUGGGUGACUUCGACUUCGUUGGGAUCUUCCACAGCCAGGACUACCUAGGUACUGAGAACACGCUGGAUGUUGACGAGGAUGAUUUCUUCCUGACAUCGGUCUUCUACAAGGCUAUCACCUACCUCAUGUUCACAGUCUUCGUUGCAGUCAUGUCCAUCAUUGUGGUCAAUCUGUUGAUUGGUCUAGCUGUGUAUGACGUACAUGAGAUCAGACGGAAGGCUAAGUUUUACCGUCUUGCUAUGCGGGUGGAGGCCAUCAUGGAGGUGCAGCAGUAUCUUCCAGUCUGCAUCUGGAGGCAGGUGAUGCGCUCCAAGAAGCGGUUCUUCCCUAACAGCGGAUGCUGCCCCAGGGUGAGGCGAGGAUGCAGUGUGCUCACUGGAGACAGGAGGGUAAUCAAAGAAGCGAUCAUGGUCUGCGAGAGGACAGCUUCAGAGGGAGGAACAUUCAAGGAGCGACUUCCUAAUGAUGAAUUUUACACCGGCAUGAAGCAGCGACUGGAAUCUAUUGAUGGAAAGAUGACGACGACGAGCGGCCGAACGGGUGGCGAACACCCGAAGAGAGACGAAGAGAUCCGAAGUAUUCGCGAUCGCUUCGACCGAAUGGAGAGAAAGAUCGAUGCCCUCCUGGGCCGUAAGAAACUGAAACACGAGGACGAGAUGACACGGGAUGCCUCCAAAUAAUAUAUGUGUUAUGAUAUAAACAGAUUUAUCAGACAAAUAAUGAUUUAAGAUUGCGUCAUAAUGGAGACGAUUAUAGCAGUAAAGAUAAUUAUUAGGAAAGUGCUAUACAGAGAGAUAAAAUUGUAUAAUCAUGCAGAUCGAAAGAAAAAAAUAACGAUAGCGGGUGUAUGAGAUAUUGCAUUCUUACAAAUGGCAAUGAAAAUAAUUUGAGUGUUUAAAAUGUAAAUAAGCACACGUAUAUUUAAAAUAAGUUGUUUAAAAUGUAUAAACUAAAAACUUUGUAUUAUAUAGAUUGCAUGUUUAGAAAACAAGUACCAUUUUUACUUUCUAUGGCCUCUGUUUUUAUUGCCCCCCCCCCCCCCCCCGAAUGAAAUGCAUUAAUCGAUCGAAGUUUGGUACUGUCAAAAUAAUGAAAGACUUGCUUGUUAGGUGCCUUGCCUGUUCCAUACAUUGGCGAUCAAGGCUUUCCCUCUACUCUAUCUCUGGUUCUCUGUAACGUGACGUUACUUCUGUUACCAGUCAUCCCAAUGAACUUAUCUAUUUAGUUAGUGCUCUGUCUCUCUUUGUUUCUCUUUCCCUCAAUUUGUCCUGUAACUAUCUUGUUUUCUGUGCCUUCUCUUCUCAUAAUAUGCCCAAUAAAUUGAGGUUGUCUUUUCCUUAUGAUGUUAAGGAGAGAUCUAUCGACACAUGCCUUAUGAUAGACUAUAAUACUUAGUAUAUCGGAUAAGAAGGAAAGACGAAAGAUGACUCCAUAUUGUAAAUGCUUUGCUUCCUUCCCCCUUACAAAAUCACGGAUGCGACUCUCGUAUAUCAAAUGUGCCUACAUGUAUAAUACAAAUUUCUCUUUAACGAAAACAAUGUAAGUUCAUUUAAGAUUAAGUUUUGAAUUGAAGUAUGUACCAUAAUACUAUCGUUUUUUAAAAGUAAGUAAGGUAUUUUCUGAUGAUAGAAUUUGUCUCUUUAUAUUGAUACUACCAAGUGUAUUCGCAUGUAUUAAACGAUAUA